AUGAACCGAUUCCAUAAUAACGGGAAGUCCGGUUGGGGCGGUCAUCGCCCGGAUUCGUUCGCAAGUGGGGCUUCGCGCCGACAGAAUUUUUCAAUCCGUCGUAAUGAUGUUUUUCACCGUCAACCGAGCGACGGGGAAGAUUUGGAGGGUCGACCAAACGGUGAUCCUCACCAAGAGGAUACUGUGAAUGGGAAGUUGGAUCGCUUACUGGAGCAGAUGAAUAGAUUUGAUCAGUGGCGGGAUGAGACGGAUCGCAGAUUCGAGAAUAUGGAUCCGCCUGCGACGCGGGAAACGGAACCCCCUCUGGGGUUUGCUGAGACCGACGAUGGGGGGUUUGAGGAGUUCAGGAAACGGAAUUCGGGAGAUAUGGGGUACCGCGCACGACACCCUACUGGCGGCCGUCGCCAGGGUUCGAUGGAGGACCGGGAAUACCGCGUUGAAAGGGGCAGGUGGGGUUCGGCCUGGGAUGCACCAGGGAAUCGCUACGUUAGGCCUCAAUUCGGAGGGGUUCCGCAGCAAUUCGACAGGCCGGUGUCGUGUUGGGACCCGCCCCAACGAUAUCAAUCGUCCUCUGGCUCGUUUGAUAAAAAUCAGGUAUCCAUGAAACCGCCUAGAUUCGAUGGCACCGACGCGACGAGCUGGAUUUCCAGGGUUCACUACUAUUUUGACCAUGUUAUGAUGCCGGAGGCUCAGCGCCUUCAUUAUGCUGUUAUGCUAUUCGAUCCACCAGCAUCGGAAUGGGUGUUUAACUACUGUGCCAACACCGAUUUUGUCACGUGGCAAGAAUUUCUGGAGGACGUUCGCCAUCGCUUCGACAAACAGAGCUUCAAAGAUUAUUUCGGAUUAAUCGCCAAGCUGACCCAGACGGGAACAGUACUCGAGUACCAUGAUACAUUUGAGAGGUACCUAAAUCGGGUUCAGGGUGUCCCGGAGGUAAAACUGUUUACGCUAUAUGUGGCAGGCCUUAAGCCGGAUAUGCAGGAGCGGGUGACACUCCGCCAGCCGAGGUCCCUUGCAGCGGCCAUGGCACUGUCAUUGGAGUUAGCGGACUCCCAGCCUGACCGUAGCCUUGGGCAGUACCCGUCGGGUUUUCAACGAAGAACGUGGCAGGGGCGCGACAACCGCCCGUCGGCAAAUCCAUUAGGCCCACAGCCGCCAGCGGCACAGGGCGCAAGGCAGGGUCCGCUGGGGGAACCACAGCAGCGUGUAAAGGAGCAGACGCGAGGUCCAACCAUCAGGGUGUCCCAGGCAGAGAAGUCUGAGCGUUCACGGCUAGGACUCUGUUGGCAUUGUCCGGAGAAGUGGGUGAUAGGUCACGUGUGUAAGCAGCGUAUGCUCUGCUACGCGGAUGAGGAGGACUCCUUUUCUGACGAGGGUGAUGGUGAUGUGAAGGACAACGAUCUACAGCCAGAGAUUGCACAUAUACACUCUCUAGAAGGGGGUAGGCGAUCUCGACCGCUGAAGGUGUUGGGGCACAUCCAGGAUCGCGAGGUUUGCAUUUUGGUUGACACUGGGAGUGACCGCGAUUUCGUACACCCGACCAUAGCAGAGAGCCUACAUCUGCCCUUGUCCCCGAUUCGGCCUUUUCGGGUGUUUGUGGGCAACGGCGCGGCUUUACUUUGCACUCAUAUGGCGAUGCAGACGAAAUUGAGGGUGCAAGGUUGCGAGUUUGUAGUGGACCUUCACAUUUUACCGAUUCAUGGGCCGGAUGUGAUUUUGGGCAUGGAUUGGCUGGAGUCGUUAGGGAGGAUCUCCGCCGAUUUCUCAAGCAAAACGUUGGAAUUCUGUCACAACCGGCAACCGUUUACCUUGCGCGGGAUCACCGCCCCACCACGCCGCUUGGCGGCUCGGACUCUACUUUCAAUGCAUUCGUCCCCGGAUGUGCUGGAAUGUUUUGAAAUUGCGUUGUUGGAAUUGGAGUCCAGCGCAGGUGAACCGGCGCAGUUUCCCUCGGAUCUGCCGAGAGGAGUAGCAGCGGUGUUAGACGAAUUUGGGUCGGUCUUCAGAGUCCCGACGGGGAUGCCACCAGUACGUCCGUAUGACCACCGAAUUCACUUGUUGCCGGGGUCAAAACCGGUCAACGUGCGCCCGUACAGGUAUCCCUACUUCCAAAAAAACGAGAUUGAACGACAAGUCCGGGAGAUGUUGGAGCAGGGAAUUAUUCAGAGGAGCAAUAGCCCGUUUUCGUCGCCGGUUUUGCUGAUCCGGAAGAAAGACGGGUCUUUCCGUUUCUGCAUCGAUUAUCGCUCCCUGAACACCGCGACGAUCCCGGAUCAUUUUCCAAUCCCAACAGCAGACGAAUUAUUUGAUGAAUUGGGGAAAGCAAGGGUGUUCUCCAAGCUAGAUCUGAGGUCGGGCUACCACCAGAUUCGAAUGCAUGAGGACGAUGUGUUCAAGACCGCGUUUCGGACUCACGACGGGCACUUCGAGUUCCUGGUAAUGCCUUUCGGCCUGACAAACGCGCCGUCCACCUUCCAGGCCGCCAUGAAUUCUAUAUUCCAACCUAUGCUUCGCAAGUUCGUCAUCGUGUUUUUUGAUGAUAUACUGAUAUAUAGCCCGUCCGUUGAGGACCAUGCGGCUCAUCUGUCGGCGGUCCUAACCGUUUUGCGCAAGCACAGUUUCUUCGUUAAGUUGUCCAAGUGCUCAUUCUGCAGUCCGACGGUGGAAUAUCUUGGUCAUCUCAUUUCCGAUGGCUUAUUGAAAGCGGACCCAGCAAAAAUUGUGGCGAUGACCGCGUGGCCAGUGCCAACGACGGUGAAGCAGUUACGGGGUUUCCUGGGGCUGACAGGGUAUUACAGGCGGUUCAUUGCGCGGUACGCCUUCAUUGCCGCCCCGCUCACGGACCUCCUGAAGAAGGACGGAUUUGGCUGGUCCCUCGCCGCGGAGGAGAGUUUCAGCGCUUUGAAAGAGGCCAUGACAAAGGCGCCAGUAUUGCGGCUUCCCGAUUUCGGGAAACUUUUUUGUGUGGAAACAGACGCGUCAGAUUCGGGCAUUGGGGCCGUUUUGCUACAAGAUGAUCAUCCCGUGGCCUUUUACAGCAAAAAGCUCGGCCCCCGGCGGAGGGUGGCCUCUACUUAUCACAAAGAGCUUUAUGCGAUAGUAGAAGCAGUUCAGAAGUGGCGCCAAUAUCUCUUGGGCCGUGAGUUCGUCAUCCGAAGUGAUCAGAAGAGUUUGAAGGAAUUACUCCAACAGGUGGUACAGACACCCGAUCAGCAGCUUUAUGUGAGGAAACUGAUGGGAUAUAAAUUCACAAUCGAGUAUAAGAAAGGGACUAUGAACAGGGUAGCGGAUGCGUUAUCCCGUCGGGAAGAAACCGACCAGUCGGCACCCCCAGCCACCCUGCCCAGCGAGACCACGUCGGCUGACCCUCACCUGUCCGACGAGGAGGAAAGCACUCCCGAGGAUCAGUGUCGACAGCUUCUGGCCGUAACACAGCCAGUGCCGGAGCUGCUGGACCUCCUGCGACGUGAGACAGCUUCCUCACCGCAAAUGCGCGAGAUAGCAGCGACUAUUCGGGACGGCACAGCGGCAACACACCUGACAUUCGCAGGUGGCCUAGUGUACUACAAUCGCCGCAUUUUUGUGGGGACACGUUCCUCGGCUCGAGCCGCUAUUAUGGACGAAUAUCACAGCUCACCCUCGGCAGGUCACCCGGGCUUCGAACGGACGUUACGACGGAUUAGGGCAGAAUUCUAUUGGCCCGGAAUGAAAAAGGAGGUAAAGAAGUUUGUGGAGGCAUGUAUCGUGUGUCAAACGACGAAAUACUCAACACAGAAACCAGCUGGCCUUUUGCAACCCCUACCAGUGCCUACACAGGUUUGGGCGGACGUGUCGAUGGAUUUUGUUACGGGCCUGCCGCAGUCAAGGGGAUACACCGCGAUUAUGGUGGUGGUGGACAGAUUGUCGAAGUAUGCUCAUUUCGCACCCUUACCAACCCGUUUUGAUGCCUUACGGGUGGCUCACCUAUUCGUCAACACGGUGGUCCGGCAUCAUGGGUUCCCUUUAACGUUGGUUUCGGACAGGGACUCGGUGUUCCUAAAUCAAGUGUGGGCGGAGUUGAUGCGUUUAAGUGGAACAAAGCUGAAUUUUUCAACCGCGUAUCAUCCACAGUCGGACGGGCAGACGGAGGUCCGCAAUCGGGGGUUGGAGCAGUAUUUGAGAGCCUUUACAUCAGAUCGACCUUCUAAGUGGGCCAAUUUCUUGCCGUGGGCGGAAUUGGCACUCAACUGUUUUCACCAUUCGGGGUUGGGCAUGUCACCCUUCAAGGCGUUGUAUGGCCGCGACCCCCCGAGCUUGGUGUUCGCUCAACCUUCGGCGGCUACCCCUUCCUCGGCGGCGGAUUUGAUUCGCCAAAGGAGCGAGUUGCUGGUGGAGCUGAGACGGAAUUUGGAGCGAGCACAGCGCCGCAUGCGGGACUCGGCAAAUAAACAUCGACGCCACGUCGAAUUUGAGGUUGGCGACCUCGUGUUACUGAAAUUGCAACCGUAUAGACAGCAUUCUGUUGCGCGGCCGCAGUCGGCUAAGUUGGCGCGGCGAUACUAUGGCCCCUUCGAGAUCGUGGAGCGCAUAGGCCCGGUGGCGUACAGGUUGCGGUUGCCCGAGGGGAGCCGUAUUCAUAACGUUUUCCACGUGAACCUUCUGCGUGCGUUUGUUGCGGGCGGCACGGCUGGCGGGGGAAUGGAGUUACCCUCAGAAUUUUUUGGGGAUAGGCCGAUUGUGUAUCCGGUUCGGGUGCUGGACAGAAAGGUGCUAUGGUACGACGGAAGACCGGUGGAACACGUCUUGGUGCGGUGGUCCGAUGGUACUGACUCGCCAACGUGGGAGCCGUCCGAGGUAGUUCGCGAGCGAUUUCCAAAUGUUCUCCUUGAGGACAAGGAGUUUGCAAUGGGGGAGGGGGUUGAUACGGACCCUCCGCAUCCCAAUCAUGAUCCGGCAGCGGAGCCGGCGGAGCCGCGGCAGUCUGAACAAGAGCCAGCAGCAGGGGCAGUAGCCCACGGGACAGAGGAGUUAGAGGAAGUACGAGUGGUGCAGGAGACCGUCGGCAAGGACAGACGAGCGAAGGGAGUACGCGGGGAAGCGUCCAUCGCGAAGACGAAGCCAGCAAGGAACGCAAGGCCUCCGAAGAGGUUCGGCGACUUCGUCGCCAAGUAA
This is a messenger RNA of Salvia splendens (bonfire salvia), 5151 nucleotides long. RefSeq lists its product as uncharacterized. Lineage: Eukaryota; Viridiplantae; Streptophyta; Magnoliopsida; Lamiales; Lamiaceae. The transcript has a single exon. Gene Ontology annotation, biological process: DNA integration. Bases 1 to 5151 code for a protein of 1716 amino acids. Gene Ontology annotation, molecular function: nucleic acid binding. The record is from RefSeq and is a predicted model, not a curated record.